Stegodyphus dumicola is the source of this 1923-nucleotide messenger RNA. RefSeq names its product splicing factor 45-like. The record is from RefSeq and is a predicted model, not a curated record. Gene Ontology annotation, molecular function: RNA binding. NCBI's taxonomy places the organism in Eukaryota, Metazoa, Arthropoda, Arachnida, Araneae, Eresidae. Gene Ontology annotation, cellular component: precatalytic spliceosome. Gene Ontology annotation, biological process: mRNA cis splicing, via spliceosome; alternative mRNA splicing, via spliceosome.
CCAGUGAUAUUUUUUAUGUUUUUACUUUUCAUAUUAACUUUGAAAUUUGAAUUUUUUAAAAAUUUAGUUCCAAAUUCUGGUGCUGCUAUAGCCCCGCCACCUUCUUUAUUGGAAUCCACAGAGAAAAAGGAAUCAGUGCCUAUUCCAACCACUCCUUUUGCCACUGGAAGUUCUGUUGCUGCUAGAAUUAUGGCUAAGUAUGGUUUUAAAGAGGGCCAAGGCUUAGGGAAAAAAGAACAGGGCAUGAGCCAAGCCUUACAAGUUGAAAAGACAAGUAAAAGAGGAGGCAAAAUUAUACAUGAAAAAGAUCUUCCAAAGUUUACUGAAGCUCAACCUCCAUCACCGCCUCAAUUUCAGCCACCUCCACCACCUCAGCCAGCCGCAAAUUCUCCUGCAUCCAAUUCACAAGUAGAUUCCAUCACAGAAAUAAUGAAAUCUCCUUCAAAAGUUGUCUUAUUACGGAACAUGGUUGGCCCUGGUGAAGUUGAUGAAGAUUUAGAGCCUGAAACCAAAGAAGAAUGUAGUAAAUAUGGUGAAGUUGUUAAAUGCAUAAUUUUUGAAAUCCCUGGUGGGAAUGUUCCUGAAGAAGAGUCUGUAAGGAUAUUUAUCGAGUUCAAGCGUCUUGAGUCAGCUAUAAAAGCUGUUGUGGACUUAAAUGGGCGUUAUUUUGGAGGAAGAGUUGUAAAAGCUGGUUUCUACGAUGUCGAUAAAUUUCAAAGGCUCGAACUUGCUGAUUAAAAAUAAAACAUGUAAAAAUUAUAAAUUUGACACUUUAGAUAUCAUAUGAAGUCAUAUUGUAUGUAUUGUGAACUCUGUAUUUGGUGACAUAUUUCAUCAUAUUGCAUUUUAUUUUAUAUGUUGACAUGAAAUAUUGUGUAUAAUAAACAGACACAUUAAAAUUGCUUUUGUUUAUGAAUUUUGUAUUUGCACAUACAAUUAAGAAAAGUUUUCUCUGCCAAUAUUUUUUUGAAAUAUUCAUGAUUUUGCUACUCACUAUAUAUAUGAUUUGUGGAUUUAUUACAUAUAGUAAAUUAUAGCAGUCGAAAUGCUGGUUAUUAUGGUAAUUACAGUUGUGAAAUUAUAUUUCCAUCCAUAAAAGUUCACACAAGUAGGAAAAUUCUGUAUUGGUUAGAAGUUUCAUACUUAUAUUUUCAUUACUAAUUUUUUUUUUUUGCAAAGUAUAAUAUAUGUAUGAAUGUAAAAACACUAACAUAUGAAUGUAAUUUUAACCAAAAAUAUAACUUAAAAAUCUUUCAAUCUAUUUCAUAAAGGUGGAUGAAAAGUCGAUAAAAUUAUUUAAACAAAUUUGUAAUAAACAUAUUAAGUUACAAAUUGAGACAAAAUUCUGAGACUGAUGUUUUUAUUAGUCACUUGCAUAAUCCUAAAUUAACUCAAAGAAGUGAAUUUUAGUAAUGCAAUAAGACUUUUAAAAUUUGCUUGGAAUUUUAAAAUUUGUCAGCAGAAGUAUGAAACACUGAUAAAAGUAAAUGGAUGACUUAAAAAAUGUUUCACAGUUCGACACAACGUGUGCAAAUGCUUGUAUGAGUAUUAGCAUUCCUUUUUUCAGUAUGUGAAUAAAUAUUAUUGUUUUGAACAUUUGAUUCUUUUGAUUUGUUAUACAUUAUUUGUAUGUAAUAGAUUCGUCUGCAUUGAAAAACUUUUUGUCCUUCUUGACACAUUUUGAUGUUUCUUGAAGGUUUUUCCUUUGCUAAAUUCAAACAUGGCUUUUAUUACAUCAUGGCAUUACAAACAUGGCAACAUGGAUUAGUCUGUGAUGGCUUUUAUUUUUGGCUUAUAUUUCAAAAUUUUUAAAUUUGACUGUUUCCUGUUUCUAAGAUGAAUUUUUAGAAAGAAUCAAAUACGUUAUAAAGUAAAACUGCCAUGGAGCUUAUAUUGAAUAAAUUAAAUUAUAUGACAGCUCAA